AUGACAAUUCUCGAGCUGGUGGCGGCUUUGCUGUUUUAUUUUUUGACUGCAAGUGUCGAUUUAUUAAACGCUACUGAAGAUUUAUCAUCGACGGGUCUGAAACACGUGUCCAAUCUGACGCCUAAGGAUCAGGGAGGUAAUCUUUUUAACGAGAAUGCCAGGGGGAUUUUACCAGACCCUAAGAAGUGCUUCCUGCACGUUUCUGAAGUCUUCGCCGGUGGCACCCAUCUUAACGUGGCUAUAGGGCACCGGAAGUUUAAAACCGACGUUUUGGUCACGAAAAUAAUAUACGAAGAUUGUAACCUAUGGCUUUCGUCUGAUAAAUCCGACCUCUCGUCCGAUGACCUGCCUUCAAUCGAAGACUGCCAGAUCUGGCUGUUGGAUCAUCAUGUCAAAAAAGGUGUAGUUCUGGAACUGUCUCGUUUGAACGUCCCCUGUUCUAGGGGUUACCUGCUAUUCUCAGGGGUGCAAAGUCACUAUGCCCGUAACAAACGCCAGAAAAAGCUCUGUGGUAAAAUAGAACAAGUCCCCGUUUCCGAACGUAACCUCUACUUCUCCCCAUCGUCCUUCCCCGCAACCCUAAAUCUCCGCGGAUCCCCCAUAUUCUCCCUCAUCUACGGAUUAGUCGAUCAAUGUUACAAUUUAACCUUCCUGACUAAAAACGGUAGCUACCAUCUCUACGCAACUCCUGAGCUGGAAUGCACCUUCAAAAUCCAUCUGCCCUACGGCAACAGGAUCAUUCUGGACAUGGAAAUCGGGAACGUGUCUAUCGGAGCGUGUAAAGGGAUCCUGACAGAAGUAUACGACGGAAAAAGUUCCUGGACUCACUGUAUCGAUUCGGGACAACGCGAUAAUAAUAAGAAAAGUGUUUCUCGAAUUGUGUCCGCGGAAAACAAGUUGGAGAUCCGAGUGUCCGCGUUGGGCGUUGAAAGUGACGGUCUCGAGUUCCAAAUGUCCUAUGUUGCCGAACCGGUGGAGGACAUUGUCGGUCCGUGCGAAUUCGGUUGGAUCUCUUUGAAUCACAUGUGCGUUACGGUAGUGGAAUCCAACAAGGUGACUUGGGCUCAAGCCGAAGAUUCGUGCGUGAAAUUGGGAGGACACCUGGCAAGCAUCACCAAUGAUUUCACCGAAUCCGUGAUCGACAAUCUCAUUUUAAACAGGGGUUACCUGCUAUUCUCAGGGGUGCAAAGUCACUAUGCCCGUAACAAACGCCAGAAAAAGCUCUGUGGUAAAAUAGAACAAGUCCCCGUUUCCGAACGUAACCUCUACUUCUCCCCAUCGUCCUUCCCCGCAACCCUAAAUCUCCGCGGAUCCCCCAUAUUCUCCCUCAUCUACGGAUUAGUCGAUCAAUGUUACAAUUUAACCUUCCUGACUAAAAACGGUAGCUACCAUCUCUACGCAACUCCUGAGCUGGAAUGCACCUUCAAAAUCCAUCUGCCCUACGGCAACAGGAUCAUUCUGGACAUGGAAAUCGGGAACGUGUCUAUCGGAGCGUGUAAAGGGAUCCUGACAGAAGUAUACGACGGAAAAAGUUCCUGGACUCACUGUAUCGAUUCGGGACAACGCGAUAAUAAUAAGAAAAGUGUUUCUCGAAUUGUGUCCGCGGAAAACAAGUUGGAGAUCCGAGUGUCCGCGUUGGGCGUUGAAAGUGACGGUCUCGAGUUCCAAAUGUCCUAUGUUGCCGAACCGGUGGAGGACAUUGUCGGUCCGUGCGAAUUCGGUUGGAUCUCUUUGAAUCACAUGUGCGUUACGGUAGUGGAAUCCAACAAGGUGACUUGGGCUCAAGCCGAAGAUUCGUGCGUGAAAUUGGGAGGACACCUGGCAAGCAUCACCAAUGAUUUCACCGAAUCCGAAUAUAUUUUUCAUUUCAUUGCCCCCUUAGGUCUGUUCUGCGGUUUGACAAAAUGCGAACUGAACCCGUGCAUCUUCGGCACCUGCGAACUGACAGGGAACAAUUAUAAGUGCCACUGCGAGCAGGGUUACAACGGGCCCAACUGCGAGUCGAAACAGAAACCGUGCGAGAACAACCCCUGCGAGAACCGGGGCGUGUGCAUCGAAAAGGGCACCAAUUUCCACUGUCAAUGUCACGCGUGGUGGGAAGGUCCGAGGUGCGACAAGCGAAUGUUACACAUACCGUUCAAACCUCUCAGUCAACGUAUGCUGGAGGAACCUUUCUGGCUGGGACUUAUCACCGUCACCGUCGUCAUGGGAGUGAUCGGACUCUUCUGGUGCGCCAAGAGACAUUUCCCGGAGAAAAUUGAAAAGCUACUGGCCGAGGAAAGCGAACGGAGUCGCAGUAAUCUUCCAUCGUUGAGAACGUCGCUGAGAGAACAACUGGCAGCUUCGAGUGCGUCAACUGUGACGGUGAUACCUAGCCCAGGUUCAGGCAAUCCCCGUACCCUGUUGGGCAGAUUUGGUAUUCGCAAGCCUUCGAUCCUUAGCCUCACCAGCCCACGCCAGAACGGCUAUUCUCCGGCCACGGCUCGAACAUUUAGUUUGGACGAUUUACUUAAGCCAGCUAGACGUACGCCGUCGCCUAGAAAACGAAACAACUCGACGCCCACGAAGAAAAACAACGCGGAGAAGAAGCAAAUACUCCAACAACUGAUGACGUCGUCGACGGGUGCCCAGGAGGCCGCCAGAGAAUCGAUACAGAUGACUGAAAGACGAGCGGAUCCAAAGGCUGAGAGUAAAGGUAACGACGUAAAGGAAACGAAACUAACAGAAAGCACCACCGCGAACGUCGGCGAUCCGAAACUAGAAAAGAAGGUGACGUUUGCUAGAUUGCUGAACAAAAUAUCUGCGGAAAUGAGUUCCGCUUCAGAUGUCGAAAUGGGAAUACUGAAGUCUGGAAAGAUGGCGAGUAUGUUCACUAGGUCGUCAAGUACUCCACCAUCCCCUAUCACCGAGAUGAGAUCCCCAAACAGCACGUCUAGUAACCAAGGAAGUGACACGUACUCGAGUUCGGACCUUGCGAUUCCGUUAACGUUGAGUUACAACGUUUCCGAGUUCUUGUGCGGUCGGAAACAAAAGCCUGCUAGUGCCGAUUCGAUUUUGGCGAUGUUUCGAAAUUUUUCUUCCGCAUCUUCCUGUAACAAUAACUGGCCUUCUUCUUUAAAACCGUCCCCCAGUACGACGCCGACGAUUUCCAGUCCCCAAGACGACUACGCCAUCGAUGAAGACUCGACUUCGUCCAUAAACACCCCCAUUUCUUACGCAAGCGUCACUCUGGACAGCCCCUCGAAACAUUCCAGGAUGUCCGGUACCAUAGACGUGCCAGUUUUCGACGCCCUAAGCGCCCAAAAGUGUACAAGCGGCGGUGGAAGCAACCUUCUUCAUCCUCCAACGAUCCUGUUGGAGAUACCUAGCACAAUCAACAAGUGCCUUUCUCCCAUUCGGGAGAUGCCAACUCCGUUGCCAUCCCCCAUGCCUUCUCCCGCACUCACUCCCAUCAUGCACCGUUCCAAAGCAUCCUCUAUCAACGACAUUAGUGUUGACAGUAGCGACGAUAAGUUCUCAUUGGACAUUCCAAAUAUCAACGUGAGCGACGAGGACGACUUUAGGUUUAACAAGGACACAGUUAUAGAUCCACAAGCCGAAGACGGAUUAAUCCAAGAAGAAGCUGCUGCCUUACAACUUAAAUCUUCUAAGGUUUCCGAAAUUUCUCAAGCCGAGUUACAGCAUCCAACAACUACAUCAACAAACACCUCCCCGCAGAAACAGCCCUUGGUUAUUCCGAUGCUUACAGUACAAAUGCCUUCGCCUACUCAUCAUACGUCACCUCGACUUGUGUUGGAUUCGCCACCUCCCCAGAAGUCACCCUUCAUCAAUAUCGACGAAUGUCCGGACGGUACACCCGGCCACUGUCGAAAAUCAUUGAAAGAUUUGGAUAAGCCCAGCUCGCUAGACUUAAUGUGCACUCCACCGAUGAUAACCAUCACUUGUAACAUGAGCGAAGUGGAAUCGGACGCAGAGUCGAUUUCGCCAGCGAUUAAAAAGACUCAUCAUCUUGGUUCCGGAACGUCCACCAUGUGUUAUCUAAGUCCUUUCGCGCUUGGUCAACGAAACGACAGAACAGUUUCGGAAUCGAAUCUUAGUUCGUCAGGAUACAGUUCCAUGGCCAGUCCGGGUUCUUCACGUUGCGGCUCUAACAACCCCUUGUGUCCUUCGGAAAUUGACGAUCCGAGUCUUCAUUCAUAUCAUCCCAUCCUAGGUCAGAAGACGUCCCGCCUUAAGUCUGUUCCACCUUUAGACAACUUCCCAAAACCCAACGAGGUGAGGGUUGCAAGAAACGUGCGGGAAAUAUCCGAUUCCGAAACGUUAUCGGACGAUCCCUUGGUCGAAUCGAACGACGAAGGUAUCGGUACAGACCACAUAGACGAGAAAAUAGACGAGGGAGAGGUGAAAAGUGCUAAAGAGCUUGAAGUGUUCAUAACAAGCGAUUGUGAUAGUACGAAAACGUUGUUAAAAGUUCCGUCAAUUACUAAUUUAAGCGCUAAAUGUUGUAGUCUAGAGACCAACAUGGACCUGUUGAUGCCUCCUAGUUCGAAGAAAUCGUUAUACUUGCCUUCCAUCGUUAUCCAGUCAAGUGAUACUAGCAGUCUCUGCGAGAAACACCUGAGUCCGGUUAGUUCGCGAAGUGAGAGUCCGUUAAGUGACAAAACCACCGGCGGUAUCGAGCGUUUUUCGCCACAAUUUUACGGCAGAAACAAAGACUCAUUGCCAUUCACAGACUCCGAUGGGCUCUAUGACUUUCCCAGCACCGACAAAGUGAACAUAACGUCGUCUUGUACUCAGCCUUGCAGAAAAUUCACGACUAGAAGGAAAGAAAAGAAGACCACGAGAAACUCAAAACUGCCCAGUCCAACAACUCUCAUCCAGAAUCUGGACGUUCCCGGCAAGGAAUCACACUACAGGGUCCAUCCACCUCGAAAGACGAGUCCAAAACGAAAACUGCGAGGUCAACAAAUCCUGAGCUCUUCUUCCAGUUCGGAAAGCAUCAUCUCGCCGAAUGCAAAACUUAAAUCGACCAUGCCUUGCAUCGAAGACGUACGUUGGUCGUACAGCAACGAGGAGUGGUCAGAUUCGAGGUAUCAAAAAACUUCUGAGGACGAAACGCGAGAUGCUGCUAAGAAGGUACGACAUUACCCAAAGUCAUCAGAAGAUCUCACAAAACCCAAAAGAGUCAGCAGGUUAAGAGCAAUUGGUCAUCAAAUAAGAUUUCUUCGACGAUUAGAGCUGAGUUUAAGAAGAAAAGAAAGAACAAUAAGUCCGUCGGAUAGCUUCGAAAGCGAAGAAGAAUAUCCAAGGGUAACAUCCCCGCUCAUUCAACCCAGUGAAAAGCUGAAUGUAGAAAUUAGAAAAAGUAAAAGUAUCGGUUUUAAUCAACCUGUAGUUAAAAAUAGACGAUACAAAAAGGAAGACACUUUAGCAACAAAAGAUAAGAUGCAAUUCGAAAGGGUUUUUAUUACGGGCGGAAGUGGAUAUUCCGAUNCCACUUGUCUAACUAAUCCUGAAAAACAACUCCCUGACGUUGUAAAUUUCAUAUUUGUUGCUUAA
Messenger RNA from Agrilus planipennis (emerald ash borer), 5559 nucleotides. RefSeq lists its product as uncharacterized. The transcript has 9 exons. NCBI's taxonomy places the organism in Eukaryota, Metazoa, Arthropoda, Insecta, Coleoptera, Buprestidae. The record is from RefSeq and is a predicted model, not a curated record. Bases 1 to 5559 code for a protein of 1852 amino acids.